Messenger RNA from Salvia hispanica, 1602 nucleotides. RefSeq names its product 3-oxoacyl-[acyl-carrier-protein] synthase I, chloroplastic-like. Gene Ontology annotation, cellular component: mitochondrion. Gene Ontology annotation, molecular function: 3-oxoacyl-[acyl-carrier-protein] synthase activity. The record is from RefSeq and is a predicted model, not a curated record. Gene Ontology annotation, biological process: fatty acid biosynthetic process. Lineage: Eukaryota; Viridiplantae; Streptophyta; Magnoliopsida; Lamiales; Lamiaceae.
AAAAAAAAAAAGAAUUGUGGAGCAUUAUGUUAGCAUCUUGUUUUUCUACUCUGCUUACUCAAUCAACAAACCCUAAGCUGUUCCUUACAACUCCAUCAGCGAGAAAUGGGAAGAAGAUCAAGGCAAUGGCUUCUAAUUCCUCUCCAAAGAGAGAGACAGAUCCAAAGAAAAGGAUAGUAAUAACUGGGAUGGGGCUUGUUUCUGUUUUUGGAAGUGACAUUGAUGUUUACUACAACAAAUUGCUUGCUGGAGAGAGCGCCAUUUCUCUCAUCGACAGAUUUGAUACAUCAGAUUUUGCUGUUAAGAUCGCAGGCCAGAUUCGCGGCUUCUCUUCGGAGGGAUACAUCAACGGGAAGGAUGAUCGCCGUCUCGAUGAUUGCUGGAGAUAUUGUUUGGUUGCUGGCAAAAGGGCUCUUGAUGAUGCUAACCUUGGGAAACAAGUUAUUGAGGCGAUGGACAAGACGAGAAUGGGAGUGGUGGUGGGAACAGGAAGAGGUGGCUUCACGACUUUCAGUAAUGGAAUGGAAGACUUGAUUAAUGGAAGAGAGAUAACUCCAUUUUUCAUUCCUUAUGUUAUGCCAAACAUGGGGCCUGCUUUGCUGGCUAUACACACCGGCUUCAUGGGGCCUAAUUACUCCAUUGAAGCAGCUUGUGCUACUGCCAAUCACUGCAUCGUUGCUGCUGCAAACCACAUUAGAGCAGGCGACGCAGACGUCAUGGUGGCCGGUGGGACAGAAGCUGUAGUCAUUCCGGUUGGAGUUGGGGGUUUCAUAGCCUGCAGAACCUUGUCUCACAGAAACCACGACCCACACAAGGCGUCGCGGCCGUGGGAUAUUCACCGCGACGGUAUGGUCAUGGGAGAAGGUGCUGGUGUUUUGAUAAUGGAAAGCAUGGAGCACGCGAUGAAAAGAGGGGCUAGGGUUUAUGCGGAAUAUUUGGGAGGUGCGGUUACCUGUGAUGCUCAUCACAUUACAAAUCCACAACCCGAUGGGCUUGUCGUUGCAUCUUGCAUAAUAAAGGCUUUGGGAAAUGCUGGUGUUUCAGCCGAAGAGGUUAACUAUGUGAAUGCUCAUGCAACAUCAACUCCAGCUGGAGAUCUGGCUGAGGUUAAAGCCAUCAAGAAAGUGUUCAACAACACCUCUCACUUGAAGAUGAAUGCCACCAAGUCAAUGAUUGGACAUGCGUUGGGAGCUGCGGGUGGGUUGGAAGCAAUAGCGACGAUUAAGGCAAUCAACACUGGCUGGUUACAUCCCACAAUCAACCAAGAUGAGUUGGAGGGUGAAGUCACGAUUGACACUAUCCCAAAUGUAAAGAAGCAGCAUCAAAUAAAUGUUGCCAUAUCAAACUCAUUUGGCAUUGGAGGUCAUAAUUCAGUUGUUGUCUUUGCGCCCUUCACUCCUUAAAACGGCCCUUCAUCUAUAAAUGUACUCUGUUAAGCACUAUGUUGUCGAUGCUCACAAAAUAGAAACACAGAGAUGUGACUGAAAGCAGCAGUAAACUGACAAGUGUAACUAUAUUUUUAGUAGCUAAAUUUUGUCUUGAUUAUUCGAAAGUACAGUAGAUUUUUUUAGUUCACCCCUGCGCAAAUUAUGCACGUAUAUA